Messenger RNA from Nerophis lumbriciformis (worm pipefish), 1362 nucleotides. Lineage: Eukaryota; Metazoa; Chordata; Actinopteri; Syngnathiformes; Syngnathidae. The record is from RefSeq and is a predicted model, not a curated record.
AUGGAUAAACGUCUGGAGAACCAUCUUCAAUGUCCCACCUGUCUGGACGUCUUCAAGGAUCCUGUCAUGCUGCCGUGCAGUCACAACUUCUGCCGUGCGUGUCUGAAGCAGUGGAAGGACACAGGAAAACGAUCGUGUCUACUCUGUAGGGCAGACUUUGGUUCGACGGUUCCGCUUCCAAACUUGGCACUGAAGAAUCUGUGUGAGAACCUUCCACGAGCCCCAGUCAAGUUAGAAGACAAGUGCAGCUUGCACGAAGAGGAAUUCAAACUCUUCUGUUUCGACCACUGGGAGCUUACGUGCAUGGUCUGCAGAGACGCCGGAAUCCACGAUGGCCACAAGUUCCGGCCCCUUGAAGAAGUCCGUGAGGAACUCGAGAAAAGCCUGCAAAAUGCCAAGGAAAGACUCCAAGAUUACGACCGCUGUCGAGAGAACUGCAAAGAACAGCUGGAGUACAUCAAAGUUCAGAAGGAGAAUGUCGAACGGAAGAUUAAGAAGGAUUUUGCGGAGCUCCGUCGCUUUCUCGACGAGGAGGAGGAGGUCAGGUUGGUUCUAGUCAGGAAGGAAGGGAAGAAGAAGAGUCAAAGGAUGAAGAAGAUGAUGGCGGCUCUCGGCGAACAAAUGGAGGCUCUCUCGGAUGCCAUCGGAAGCACUGAGGAGCAGCUUGCGUCUGCCAAUCUUUCUUUCAAGACGGAGAUGCGCGGAAUACAAGAGCUGCCCGAUGAACCAAAGCUGAUUGGAGGAGCUCUGCUAGAUGAAGCCAAACACGUAGGCAACCUCAAGUACAAGGUGUGGGAACGAAUGAAGGACACACUCACCUACAGUCCCGUCAUUCUUGAUCCCAACACGGCCGAUCCAGAACUCAGUCUGUCCGAAGAUCUGAGCAGUCUAAGUUCGAAAGACGUACGGCAGCGGCGUCCAAAGAAUCCAGACAGGUCCUGGUUGGACUCUGUGCUGGGUUGUGCUUUGGACUCGGAAAAACACGUGUGGGACGUCGAGGUGGAAGACAACUAUAACUGGAUAGUGGGGGUCACGUGGGGGGACCCUAGUUUGCUCGAGGUAAUGAUCUCUCGGUGGUGCAUUGGAUUUUGGGAUGGGCAAUACAAAAUUACAUAUGGCCAACAUGGAGAAUGGUACCCGCCUGUAAUAGUGCGGAGGAUCCGAGUUGAAGUGGACAUGAAGAAAAGGUCAUUGUCCUUCUCUGAAGCUCUUACAGACAUCAAAUUGUGGAGCACUAAGAACCCUUCCGAUUGGCCUGACUUGUCCGCAGAGACCAAAAUGUAUCCUUACUUUUGGACAAAACAUAGAAGUCCUCUAAAAAUAGUCCCCAUUUACCCUUAUGUUACAACUGACAUCAACUAG